GCUUGACAUGUGUAGAUAUUCUGUGAACUCCAUUCCAGAGGCUGAUAUAAUAUGUUGGGAAGUGAGACCAUGUCAUUUAUGAAGCAGCUUCUACAAAUCAUCACCAUUUCCUGGUGACAAAGGACCCACCUCUGAUGGAGAAUGAUGAGUUUGCUAGUGCCCACCUUGGCUGGACUCCUGUGUGGGCAGGACCAAGAUGUUAUGGUUGGAGUGGAUCAAAAAGACAGCAAUGUAGAGGCUGAAGCACCAAGUAAAAGAGGGAUCCUGAGCCUGAAAUACCCCAUUGAACACGGAGUUAUCAGUAACUGGAGUGACAUGGGAAAGAUUUUGACAUCAUUCUUCCUACAGCAAACUCUGGUUUUGCUGGAGGAACAUCCCACCCUUUUGAAUCUGAAGGCCAACCAUGGAAAAAAUUACUCAGAUUCUGUUUAAAACAUUCAGUGUGCCAGCCAUGUGUGGAGCAAUUCAGGCAGUGCUGUCUCUGCCUUGGGACCAAUGACUG
Messenger RNA from Corapipo altera (White-ruffed manakin), 502 nucleotides. Its product is annotated as actin-like. The transcript has 5 exons. Lineage: Eukaryota; Metazoa; Chordata; Aves; Passeriformes; Pipridae. Bases 142 to 432 code for a protein of 96 amino acids. The record is from RefSeq and is a predicted model, not a curated record.